Messenger RNA from Struthio camelus australis, 2571 nucleotides. RefSeq names its product transmembrane protein 106C (gene TMEM106C). The record is from RefSeq and is a predicted model, not a curated record. Lineage: Eukaryota; Metazoa; Chordata; Aves; Struthioniformes; Struthionidae.
CGUAGGUCUCUUUCUGUGCUUGGGUGUCUCUGUGGUGCGUGCUGGGGGACAGCUCUCUUGGAAGGAGGUUUCUAAGGGGUCUCUGUUUUUGCAGGGGCUAUGUGGGAACGGGCUUCUCUUGAGGGGUCUUUGAGGAGGAUAUCUCAGGUCUUACAGGCUAUGCGGCUUUUCUGCAGCAGCUGUGAUGGGUUCUCAGCUUUCCCUCUCUGCUAAUAAUGUUGCCUCAAGGCAGAGGAAGAAUGGUGAUGAUGAUGAUGACUUACUUGAUAGCCGAGAUCGUGAGGAAGACAUUGCCAAGUUUCCGUAUGUUGAAUUCACAGGUCAGGACAGCAUCACCUGUCCCACUUGCCAAGGCACUGGCUGCAUUCCCACAGAACAGGUAAAUGAGUUGGUGGCUCUGAUACCCUACACUGACCAACGGCUGCGUCCACAGAGAACGAAGCAGUAUGUCCUGCUGUCGGUGCUGCUCUGCCUUCUGAUAUCAGGGCUGGUGGUUUUCUUUCUGUUUCCACAUUCUGUCCUUGUGGAUGAUGAAGGCAUUAAAGUGGUUCAAGUUUGGUUUGACAAGAAGAACUCUGUUGUCGUUCUUGCCAUCACGGCCACCUUAAGGAUCAGAAACUCCAACUUCUACUCUGUUACAGUGACCAGCCUGACUAGCCAGGUGCAGUACAUGAACACUGUUGUUGGAACCCAGCAGAUCACCAACGUCUCCUGCAUCCAGCCUUUGAGUGACAAACUGGUGAAUUUCACUGUGAAGGCAGAGUUGGGUGGACCUUUCUCUUAUGUGUAUUUCUUCUGCACGUUUCCCAAGGUCAAGGUACAUAACAUAGUGAUUUUUAUGAGAACAUCAGUGAAGCUCUCGUAUGUUGGCCAUGUGACCCAGAGCGCCUUGGAAAAGUACCAUUAUGUGGACUGCAGUACCAACUCCACAGCUUUCCCGGAGCCUCCGUCCCUGCCGACCCCAUCAGCGCGAGGGGUAACCAAAGAGAAGAGCGUGCCCUGAGGACACGGCUGAUAUUUUCUGUGGGAGGUGGUGGUGAGGAUGGAUUUCCCAUGGGAAUGCAUAGCUGUGGAAAGGACCAUGAACUUUCAAAUGGAAACAGAAGGAUUGCCAAUGACUUUGGGGAAUGCUGGCAGAGAUAUUUGGAAGCUCUGGGUCCCUUUCACACUAUUCCAUAUGCAGCUUGACUGAAUUGCUGGCCUGUCCCCAGAAUCUGUUUGGGAUGGUGUUCAUGUGCAAGCAAACAAGCGCCUUCCCAAAAUAAGGGACCUGCUGGGCUUGCCUUCAUCUUCAGUUCCAAAGAACAAGUUUUUAGUAGGGGACUGGGACUCUGAAUCGCCAUGCCUUGCAGUCCAAGGGUAAAACAGUGAGUUGAAUUUUGCAGCUGUUCUGAAGCUUAGCGCUGUUUCUGGUCCUUUCAGGGCAAACUGAUUAGUUCUGUGCAGGUAAUUGGUUCAUCAGUGGCAACACAUCAUCAGCAGAUUUCAAAGCAGGACUUGAUAGUCUCUGGGAGAUAGUCUCCCGCAAGGAAUGCGGAGAUAAGGCGUUCAGGCUUUAUCUGUGCAGAUGUAACUUGCAUUAGAUAGAAGUGUCAGUUCUUUUUUCCCAUCAAUGUGUGCCGCUUCUGUUGCGCAGAUUUUGCUUGCUGGCAGCUCUCUGGGACUGCCCACAGGGAAUCGAUACCAAAGCACUACAGUCUUAAUGAAGACAACCUCAGUAAGUGUAGUGCUGCUGGGGACGUGCUAAGGGACUACACAGCUUGGACUCUCCUCCCUCACGCAUAGCUCCAAAGCUGCUGCUCAGGGUGCACAUGGUGCUUGACAGCUGCAGGUUCCUCCGCCUCACUUUGUACUUGUGCCUGCUGCUUUCCUGAAGACUUGGGAUGGAUCUGUGAAGGGACAGUAUUGUAGAAUGCUAUUCUCUAUACAGCUGCCUGUUUUCCCUGUAGGAAAGGAUGUCUAAAGACUAAAUAUGCAAGUGCUGCUGUGUUGGUUUCCUUUUAGUGCCCUUCAGGGAAAUGAGUGCAGUUUUAAACUAAUUUUGGGCAAGUUAGUGUGAGUUUCUUGUUUCAAAGGCUUACCAUCCUUCUGGAACAAAGGGCUCCUGUAAGGUAUCAGGUACAUUCUUAAAUAAAUUGAAUGUGAAAGUUAAGCACAGCAUCCACUUUAGUUCUCUCUACAGACUUAGAGAAUUGCACAUCCUGCUUUUGUCCUUUAUAGUUUUUCUGGAACUCGAUCACCACAGCCUCCUGCGAGUGCAUCUACAUCUUUCCCUGGCUGUCUGUCUCUUGUGAGCUACAUUGUGCUAGUGUGAGUGGGCGUGUGUGGAAACAAAACACAAGUAAAGGCUGCAAAGGAAACCAGUAAGGUCAUGGUGUUUUUUCAAUGAAGGAACUUUAUUUUGGGUGAGCGUGUGUGUGGGGGGGAAAUACAUGUGUUUUUUUUAAGAAGUGGCACUUCUGCCUUGCAGAAUUUCUAGAAUUUAAUUUACUUAUUAAAUCUGAUUUGUAUAUUAUCAUGUGGUGUUGUCUGUUGGAAAUGAAAGAAACUGUGUUUCUCCUUUUGAAAUUA